AUGAGAACUGAUUAUAAGAAUCAUUCUAACAAUAAUGACAAUAAUAGUGAGGAUCACAUAAAUGAUAAUGCAAACAAAUACAAUUGGUUCACUGUAUCACUUCACAGGAAUGUUGAUCAAUAUUCAAUGAACCAUACAAAUGAUUCGAUUGAUAAACUAGGUAGACAGUUUACACAACUAGCUGAAGACUCAAUGAAAACUCAUGUAGAUAAUGAAUUCACUAAACAUGAUCAUAUCAAACAAUUGAUUCUAAGUAGACAGUCAACAAUGAACAUUGAUAACUCUCAGAAUCCAUUAAAAGCUGCCAUAUCAUCAACCCAUACACCAUCUAUGAAUUCUAUGGUGCCAGUAAUAGAUAAAAGACAGAAGAAGUCAAUACAUGCAUUGAACAAUACAAAUCCAAUAAUAGAUGAAUGGAAGAGAAGAAAAUCCCAUCAAGGAAACUAUCUCACUAUGAAUUGUAACAAUGACAAACAAUUAGAUUUCAUAAAAUCAGUUAAGACAACAUCUAUGAAUAGUGUAUCGCCUACUAAUAAUGUGAUCAAAGAUGUCACAACAAUCCACCGUUCAUCAUUACAAAUAUUGAAUCAUCUUUCUGAGCCAAAUAUCAUUGAAGAUGUAGAGCUGUUCAACAAUUCAUCACAUUCAUUAACAUCAGUUUUACCAACAUCUCAUCUAUUGUCAACUUCAUUGAAUUCUUUAUCGAAAUCAAUAAGGAAAGAGGAGAAUAUUGACACAUUCAAUAGUGAAAUGACCAGUGAUUUAUUCACUAGUAUGAUACAUUCCAAGAAUCAACCACAAUCAUUUCAAUUGAAGAAUCAAACUGAAAAGUUGGAUGAUGGUUUAAAACAGAAUCAUAAUAAUACUAAUAAUAAUAAUAUCAGUAACAAGUAUACAUCAGUUGAGGAUAGAAUAACCGAUUCCAAAUCCAAAGGACUUGGUCUCUAUUGUAUAUUGAAUACAAUUGGUUUAGGUAAUUUUUCACAAGUGAAAUUAGCUACUCAUAUUUUAACAAAAGAACGUGUUGCAAUUAAAGUAUUAGAUAAAAGUAAAAUGAAUACAUCAACUAGACGAUUAUUAAGUCAAGAAAUAUUGAUUUUAGAAAGUUUACAUCAUCCAAAUGUGAUAAGACUUUAUGAAGCGCCAUAUCAACGAAACGUCGUACAGAUAUACAAAAUUGAUUAAAACAACAACAACAACCAAACAAACAAAAAGUGGUAUCUACCUAGAAACUAUUUGUGUAAUUCAUUCUUCUGUUGUUGUUGUUUCUUUUGGUCAUUUUCAUUUUGAUUAUCUCAAUUUAUUGAACGAGUAGAAC
Schistosoma spindalis is the source of this 1318-nucleotide messenger RNA. NCBI's taxonomy places the organism in Eukaryota, Metazoa, Platyhelminthes, Trematoda, Strigeidida, Schistosomatidae. The record is from the annotation of a GenBank genome assembly.